AUGUGGCUCUGUGUUGCAGUGCUUGUUGGCUGCUUCUUUGCCAGCCAAGUGCAAGCGAUCUGUCAGGUACGGUUCGACGAAUCAACGACGGGUAUUGGAGUGCACAACACCACCUUCAGGAAAACAGCGUACUGUGCGUAUCUUGGCGUACGGUAUGGAGAACCACCGGUUGGAAAAUUACGAUUUCGUCGUUCGGUGAUGCAUCAACCUAGUGGACAUCAAAAUUAUACAACUGUUGGCAGUAUGUGUACUCAGUUUCGUGAUACAUCGAAUUUGAGUGUUGUGCUGGGUGUAGAGGACUGUCUGUUUGCCAACAUUUACACUCCAAAUGUUGAUGUAGCUGCGAAGAAACACUCAUCAAAAGGACAUCCCGUGUUAGUGUUUGUGCACGGUGGAAGUUAUCAAAUUGGAGAUGGUGAAAGGGACAUCAACGGUGUAGAUCUGCUUGUGGACCACGGAAUUCUGGUGAUAACAUUCAACUAUCGGCUGAAUAUGCUUGGCUUUCUAAAGUCUGAUGCGUACAACAUCAGUGGAAACUACGGCUUGAAGGAUCAAACCACUCUACUCCAAUGGGUACAGCGCUACAUCAAGCACUUCGGAGGCGAUCCUGAGCAAGUCACACUAAUGGGUCAAAGUGCUGGCGGAGGUUCCGUAACACAUCAUUUGUACAUACCACAAUCUAAAGAUCUCUUUCAGCGGCUGAUUGCAUUGAGUGGAUCGCUGCUAGCACCUUGGUCAUUUAUGUUCGCCUAUCAACUAUGUUCCGAGCAGUAUAUGGGCGACCUCAACCCACACUCAAAAGAACAUCUCCAAGAAAUGGACGUUCAUGAUUUUUUCCGCACUACAAAUGAAACGUAUAGGUAUUGGUUUCCGUUUGCAUCUAUGGGAACGCCCUACUUCAUACCCGUAAAGGAGCAGCAUGAGAUACAUCACGAUAGCUUCACCGUACCUAACCCACAGGAAGCCGUUUUACAUGCACCGGUCACACGCGUUCCGAUGCUACUGAGUGAAACUGGUCGAGAGUUUGAAGAUCUAGUCAAUAUGGUGAAUUUGUUCUUUUUCUAUCCUAAUAUUCCAUUAAAUUGGACAGGUGACACCAGCCAUGCUUUCGUUUCGGCCGUAAACGGCUACGCUUCCGCAUCAGUUGCCGAAGGCCACGCAACCUCUGUAGAGCAAGUGAUACAACAAAUUGCCAGCUAUGGCAACAUGAAGUACCCCAUGAGAAGAUUAGCGAAGGACCUAACCCGAACUAUGGAUUCCUCGACACAUCCCAUCUACUAUUUGCGGUUUGAGUUUGAUGGUCGCUUUGGCAAGUCGAAGAAUGACUUCUAUCGUAAGAUUUUAACAAAUCCCGAGUAUGGAGCGAUGCAUGGAGAUGAGUUGGGGUACAUUUUUACACCCGAUGUAAUUGACAAGGCUCUAGCGGCACCUGACGAGUAUCGGGAAGAGUGGCGUAUACAUAAUAGUACGGUUGAGCUGAUAGCAAACUUCAUCAAGCAUGGCAAUCCAACACCAACCUACAGUGAGCUCGUGAACAUCACCUGGACACCACUAAACGAGAACAACUCCAGCAACACCUACUUGAACAUCGAUCGGACGUUUGAGGUACGCCAGUUUGAGGAUGACAGGUACUGCCAGUACUGGGAUAAACUGUACAACUGUUUGUAUUAUAAUGUUUGCGAUGGGAUUUUUGAAGCAGACUUACACCAAUAAAAAUAUUGGAAAAG
Anopheles maculipalpis is the source of this 1727-nucleotide messenger RNA. Its product is annotated as juvenile hormone esterase-like. The record is from RefSeq and is a predicted model, not a curated record. Bases 1 to 1713 code for a protein of 570 amino acids. Lineage: Eukaryota; Metazoa; Arthropoda; Insecta; Diptera; Culicidae. The transcript is spliced from 4 exons.